This is a messenger RNA of Rangifer tarandus platyrhynchus (Svalbard reindeer), 1577 nucleotides long. The record is from the annotation of a GenBank genome assembly. Lineage: Eukaryota; Metazoa; Chordata; Mammalia; Artiodactyla; Cervidae.
AUGCCGCAGCUGGACUCGGGCGGGGGUGGCACGGGCGGCGGCGACGACCUCGGCGCGCCCGACGAGCUGCUGGCCUUCCAGGACGAAGGCGAGGAGCAGGACGACAAGAGCCGCGACAGCGCCGCGGGCCCCGAGCGCGACCUGGCUGAGCUCAAGUCGUCGCUCGUCAAUGAGUCCGAGGGCGCGGCCGGCGACGCGGGGGUCCCGGGGGCGGGCGCCGGUGCCCGCGGCGAGGCCGAGGUCGGGGCGGAGGCUCUCGGGCGGGAACACACUUCGCAGAGACUUUUCCCCGACAAACUUUCAGAGUCUCUGGAAGACGGCCUGAAGGCCCCGGAGUGCACCAGCGGCAUGUACAAAGACACCGUCUACUCUGCCUUCAACCUGCUCAUGCACUACCCGCCCCCCUCGGGAGCAGGGCAGCACCCCCAGCCGCAGCCCCCGCUGCACAACAAGGCCAGUCAGCCUUCCCAUGGCGUCCCCCAACUUUCUCCUCUCUAUGACCAUUUCAGCAGCCCACACCCCACACCUGCACCAGCCGACAUCAGCCAGAAGCAAGGAGUUCACAGGCCUCUGCAGACCCCCGACCUCUCUGGCUUCUACUCUCUGACCUCAGGCAGCAUGGGACAGCUCCCACACACUGUGAGCUGGCCCAGCCCUCCUCUCUACCCCCUGUCCCCUUCCUGCGGAUAUAGACAGCACUUCCCUGCCCCCACCGCAGCCCCUGGCGCCCCCUACCCCAGGUUCACCCAUCCACCCCUGAUGCUAGGUUCUGGUGUCCCUGGGCACCCCGCAGCCAUCCCCCAUCCAGCCAUCGUGCCCUCUUCAGGGAAGCAGGAGCUGCAGCCCUAUGACCGCAGCCUGAAAGCACAAGCAGACUCCAAGGCAGAGAAGGAAGCCAAGAAGCCAACCAUCAAGAAGCCACUCAACGCCUUCAUGCUAUACAUGAAGGAGAUGAGAGCCAAGGUCAUUGCAGAAUGCACGCUCAAGGAGAGUGCUGCCAUCAACCAGAUCCUGGGCCGUCGGUGGCACGCACUGUCCCGGGAAGAGCAAGCCAAGUAUUAUGAGCUGGCCCGCAAGGAGAGGCAGCUGCACAUGCAGCUAUACCCAGGCUGGUCGGCGCGGGACAACUAUGGGAAGAAGAAGAGACGGUCGAGAGAAAAGCACCAAGAGUCCAACUCAGACCCUGGCUCGCCUAAGAAAUGCCGUGCUCGCUUUGGCCUCAACCAGCAGACGGAUUGGUGUGGUCCGUGCAGGAGGAAAAAGAAAUGCAUUCGGUACUUACCCGGAGAAGGCCGCUGCCCCAGCCCCGUUCCUUCCGAUGACAGUGCUCUAGGCUGCCCCAGGUCCCCAAAUCCCCAGGAUUCGCCCUCGUACCUCCUGCUGCCCCACCUCCCCACAGAACUGCUUGCUAGCCCUGCAGAACCGGCGCCUACAUCACCAGGCCGCUCAGCCACUCUCAGCCUCUCAGCCCCCUCAGAGCGACCAGCAGAGUACACAGGUACAGCAACAGCAAUCUCAGAGACAGGCAGCCUAGCAUGCACAGGACACAUGGCUUCCUCCAAGGGCUCACCCUCUGA